AUGUUAAAAGGGAUAUUAUUGGUAUCUCUUUUGCUUUUUGCAGCAGCUGAAGAAGAUUAUUACAGAUUAUUAGGGGUUCCUAGAAAUGCUGAUGAAAAAACUAUUCUUUUUAUGAGCAAUAAAUCUAUGAUUUCUAUAUAAACCUUCUAUUUUUUGUAUAAAAAUAAUUAUCCUUAUUUUCAUUAAUUAUCCUAUUUAUUUUUAAAAAAAUAUUAAAAAAGCAUUUAAAAAGCUUAGUCUAAAAUACCAUCCUGACAAAAACAAAGAAAACAAAAAAGAAGCCGAACAAAUGUUCAUGAAAAUUGCAAAUGCAUAUGAGGUCCUUACAGACCCAGAAAAGAGGAAAAUCUAUGAUCAGUAUGGAGAAGAAGGACUUAAAAACGGAGGUCACCAGCAGCAACAUCAAGGAAACUUUGAUGACAUUUUCAGCCAAUUUUUCGGAGGCGGAGGAGGUGGAGGCUUCCAAUUCAAUUUUGGCCAAGGCGGAGGAAGGCAGCAGCAGCAGCAUUUCCACUUCGGAGGACACCAGCAAGCCCAUCAAGAGCCUAAAGCAGCCCCAUUUUACGAAAACACAGAUGUUUACAAUCUAGAUUUCGGCGGUCUAAAACAUCUCUACCGUAGAAACGAAAUUUGGAUGGUCGAAUUUUACUCCCUAAAAAGCAAAGCCUGUGAAGAGCUCAAAGACGAGUGGAUCAAUAUGGCCAACAAGCUAUACGGCAUCAUAAAGGUCGCUGGUGUGAAUUGUGACGACGAAGAAGAGCUUUGUGAAGAAUACGACGUCAAGCAUUACCCUACCAUUAUUUAUUUCCCAGAUAAUACUGCUUUAAGCUACGAGGUUUAUAAAGGACCAAAAACAUAUCAAGCUAUGAGCGAUUUUGCAGUCGCAAGAAUGCAGAGUUUUGUGAGGAUCGUAAAUUUGAAAAAUAUUAAUUCCUUUUUUGAAGAAGAGCCUGAGCAAGCGAAAGUUAUUCUUUUUACAAAUAAAAAAUCAACACCACCACUAUUAAAAGCGCUGAGUAAAGAAUUUAAAGGAAGGGUACUGUUUGGAGAGGUUAGGUCAAGUGAGGCAGAAUUGGUGAGUAGGUAUAAUAUAAAUCAAUUAAUCAAAGAGCUUUAAAGCCUUCAAGAUUUGGUGCCUUAGCACGCUUUUAACCAAAACUAAAUGCUUGCUGAGAGGAAAUUUAGCCGCGGUUUUGAGAACUGAUCUUCUCUAGGAGUAGACUUGUCUGUGAUCCCCAUGGGUUAGGAAGAUCCCCUGUAAGUGCAUCAUCAGGUGUUAUGGAGUUAAAUCUUUAGCCUGAUGAGGCCUUCUGUCAGCCACAUAGGAGACUUAAUAACCAGGAUAAAAAGGAAUCACACCCUCCGGAGUCGGAAGGGAUAAGCAGUGACCUAUAAAGCAUCUGAAUAGUUAAUACUUGAUAAUGAGCCUCCGCAAACUAACUCCGAGACAACCCCACUAGAAAGGUAAGAAUUAGAAUUAAAGGGCCUAAAACGUGUUUUGCUAUAAAGUGACUUUUGCGCCAUGAUAGCGUAUUAUUGUGAAGGACAUUUAUCGCACCACCUUAUUAUUUAUCGUAUAAUAUAAAAGAAUUUCCAACAAUUAUUGGGCUGAGUGAGGAAAAUGAAAAGGAUAGAUAUAGCGGCGAAUAUAAAAGAGAUCUUCUGGAAAGAUGGAUUAGAGGGUUUAUGUAUAAUAAUAGAAGCCAAGGCACAAAGGUGAGAGAGUUGACUAGAAUUUUAAAUAUUGGAGGCAAAUGCAGCGCUGCAAGUAGCAGUUUUUGCUUUUUGUGGUUUAUUCAAAAAUCUGAUGAUAAGCCAAAAGAAAUUUUAAAGGCUCUUGCUCAAACUUUUGAGAAUGGCUAGAAAUCUAUUUAAAAAUAAAAAAAAUCUAGGAGUAUUUCCCCAUUAUUUUGAUGAAAUUUUAUAUCAGCAUAUUUUUAUAAAAAAUAUUAAAAUUAUUUCUAUAAAUUAAUUUUCCUUAAAAAUUAAAAAAGCAUUGAAAAUGAUCCUAUUGAAUUUUAUUGGGUAGAUAAAUCAAGAUAUCCCGGUUUUGUUAUUGAAUUUGAAGGAGAUAUAGUAGCCUAUAAGCCUAAGAGGAAGCGCUAUGUGAAAAUAGACUGCAACAUGAACGUCAAAUGCUUUACAGACCAGCUUUCUAAUAUCUUAUCAGGUGGAGGAGAUAUGAAAAAGCUUGACGUCACACCUGAACUUUUAGAGACAAAGAGAGAACUGUAA
Messenger RNA from Blepharisma stoltei, 2235 nucleotides. Lineage: Eukaryota; Ciliophora; Heterotrichea; Heterotrichida; Blepharismidae. The record is from the annotation of a GenBank genome assembly.